AUGGCCCCAAGUCCCUUUUAUGAACACAUCUAUUCUGAAAUAGUUCAACUUCGUUCAUCCGAUUCUGGCCGCCACUUCAAUGUCCACAAAGACCUUUUAGAGUCGAAGUGCAAAGUCAUGUACUCAGCUCUAUCGAAGGGAUUUCUUGAAACCAAGGAGGGGGUGUAUACCUGCACUGAUACUACCCAUGGCACAUUAGCACUGGCGGUUGAAUGGAUGUACACUGGAACGUAUACCGAGCCUGUCCACCAUGUAGCCGAGGCAGUGGUGGGACAGCCUCCGGGGAUGGAACAAGAAGUGAAUCCCAACAGCUUGAACGAUCUUGCCGACGAGACGAAGAGUCACCCGAUUAUUGCUCACCUGCAGCUGUACAUUUUCAGCGACCUGUACUUGAUGGCAGGUUUAAAGCAGACUGCAUUUCAGAAGCUCACGGGUCAAUUAACUCUCAUGGACAAAGCCAAAAAUGUCGAAACACAGCGAGCUGUCAUUGCCAUGUUACAUUUGGCCUUCAGCAAGAUCAACCCAGAUGACGAGCUCCUCGGCUGGUUGGCACAUUUUGCAUCGUGGAACCUCCUUGGGCUUCUUCCGCGACCUCUCUUCCACGAUCUGUUAGUUAAGGUUCCUGCUUUGGGCUCUCUUAUGAUGUAUUCCUUGUAUCCAGCCAAGUUCACCCCCUGGAGCUCUCGGAAAGUCAAUAGGGGUUAA
This is a messenger RNA of Aspergillus affinis, 705 nucleotides long. RefSeq names its product BTB/POZ domain-containing protein. The record is from RefSeq and is a predicted model, not a curated record. The transcript has 2 exons. Bases 1 to 705 code for a protein of 234 amino acids. NCBI's taxonomy places the organism in Eukaryota, Fungi, Ascomycota, Eurotiomycetes, Eurotiales, Aspergillaceae.